GGGCUGAGAAGAAAGGGUGAGGUAAGUUGUGAGGGAGCAAAAGAGGCAAAAGAAAUAUCAAACAGAGGAUAGAGGGAGAGUUUAAACAAAGAGGCAUGCUCAAAAGCUGAGCCAAAAGCAAGCCAAGGAAGGAGAGACAAAAACCUUUGAAGCCACAAUCCGUUAUGUGUGACACUCCACUCUGGUCAAGUAUUCCAGCAUCUUUUUUUUACAGCUUCUCUUGAGUCUUGGAUGCAGCAACGCUAAGACAUUAAGAUCACAGAUUCAGUAUCACAACACCAGCCCCCCUCCCCUCUCUCUUUCGCCUCCUCUCCCGUUUAGUUUUUGCACUUGUAGGGCAGGACUGAGCAGGCUGACAGACAGAGCACACAGCUGGUGUCCUGGGUCUGUUAGAGACCCUGGGAUCCACGGAGAGGAGGAGUUCCAGUGGAGUGAGCACGCAGCAACAGGAGUCCUGCACACGGCCAGAACAAAAGCCAUUGGACUCCUUGUGUGUCGCUUAAAAGCUACAGACUGACACUGACAGAGCACUGUCACAAGGGGGAUUUGAGCUGAAUGAGUGUAUGUGUGGGUGUGUGUGUGUGUGAGUGAGUGAGUGAGAGAGAGAGAGAGAAAACACUCCUCAGGUGCAAGAGCUUUUGGACUGUAAUCAAGGAUUUCAGCUUGACAAGAGCCUGGAGUAAUGUUUUAAAGAAUAUUGCACAGCUGUUGUUACCUGUUGGGUCUUUGGUUGGAAAUAGGAAGGAGAUAUCCUACACAAGCUUUACAAAAUAAAAGCUCAAUAUUUAAUAUCACUCCUAAAAGACUGGAUCCACACACCUCAAGGAGAGAGUAACGUUCACCAACGUGGAGCAAGGUGGUAGCGAAAAAGAUGCCCACCACAAAAAUAAAAAACCUUCUAUUGAAAAGCAACAUUGAGAGAAGGGUGAUGAUAGACUCGAGUUAAGCUCUGAGAGACAGACAACUCCAGAGGAAAACACAGCACUCUGGUCAGAGUUUUUUUUUCCAGGACAUCAGAAGUGAUUUGACUCCAGCGUUGAGCAUUACAGUUGUUAUCCACUCAGGAAUAUGAGUCCGUCUCCGAAGUGAAAAGCCUUUCAUGUGGGAGCCCGUGACUAUCUUCAAGUUUGAGAGGAAUCUGCCUUCUUUUUCUGCAAGCGCCGUCAGGAACCAAGAGUUCUCACUUUUCACGGAUUAUCCAGCCACUCAGCAGGGGAGCUUAAUGCAAGAAAUGCCAGAGGCAAGUUCAUUCGUAGGUAACACGCCCUCCUGAAUUAGAUUUCCUCCAAGCCACCAGGAUUUGGAUUUGUCUACAACCGCCUCUGCUGUCUGCUGAUGACAUAUGGCUUUCUGAAAGGAGCUUUACUAUCAUUAAAAUACACAUCAGCACCGAGCCACCACAAGAUACUGGAGUAAGUCCAAGAUGGCCACCUCCGUGCAUCCUAUCUUGGUAAGCUUCUCCCUGGCCAUUCUCCUAGGGUUGACCUCUCUGGGUGGACUGAACUCUUGGCCGUCAGGUCAGGCUUUGGCCCAGUUCUUUUCCAACAACGAGACAACCGACCCUUCUAUGAUACCAGAGGCUGCGCUGGCAACACCCACACCAGAUGCCCCACCAGAGGACAAAACAGCUCCAACUAGCGGUAACCGUUGCUGGGGUUACUACGACGUCAUGGGCCAGUGGGACCCGCCCUUCAACUGUAACGCAGGUAUUUACCUGUUCUGUUGUGGCUCCUGCUUCUAUCGCUUCUGCUGCCAGUUCAAAGUCCACAGUUUGGACCAGACUUCCUGUUCCAACUAUGACACACCCGUCUGGGCAAACACCGGGGGGCCAGCGGCAACCGUCACAGAGGUCCAAGAGGAACCGGACAAGGAUCGGACCCACAUGAUCGUGUAUAUUAUCUGUGGAGUGGUGGCCAUCAUGGUGUUGGUCGGGAUUUUCACCAAGCUCGGGCUGGAGAAGAGUCAGGGAGGACAGACGGAUAUGACCAACUCCAGGACUCUGACGGAGCUUAUGAAGCAGCCAGGGGAGGCAGGAAUGGUGGAUGGAACCGGCGUUCAUCAUCCUAUAGGGACCAACGGCAUCUCCGCCAGGUCACUACGCUCCAACAAUGUGCCACAUGGGGCCAGUGCCAAUUAUAUCUGCACUGAGCUCGUCAACGACACCCCACCAGAGAGACAGAGAGAGAGAGACGGAGGGAAUGGAGUGAAACAGAUCAAAUAUGGUUUAAGAAUAUAUCAUAACCAUUUGAACAACGCAGCCUUGUCUCCCCUGGGUCCAGCCAUGGCCUUGUCUCACCCUCACAACAACCUGGGAAUAGGCUUCAACAAGUACACCUCGCUCAAGGCCGUGGACACGGCUGCAAGAGACUACUACAAGAGCUACCCAAUGGUAGAUUACACCCACCGCCAGUCCCCUCCCACUUUCCAGCCAAUCAACUUCCACCCCAAGGACAAGCCCUUCCUACCGCCGCCCGACAUCCAUGCGCCGCUUGCGAUUACCAUCAACACCUCCCAGAUCCCCAAGCCUAAGAUCUCCAAGACCAACACCCAUCCGCUCACCUCCAGCUCGGCCUUCAAAGCAUGGGACCCCAGUAAGAGCCACAUCCAGCACCCGGUGGCCACCCACAUGGUCCUCCAGGGGCAGCAGCACCACCCCAUCCAGCAGCAACAGCAGCAGCAGCACCACCACCCUAUCCAGCAGCAACAGCAGCAGCAGCACCACCCUAUCCAGCAGCAACAGCAGCAGCUGCACCACCCCAUCCAGCAGCAGCAGCUGCACCACCCCAUCCAGCAGCAGCAGCACCAGUCGCUGCAUCAGCAGAACAGCCGGCGCCAGGCCUACUCCAACAAGAGGCAGUUCAGCAUCGAGACGCUGCCCGAGCUCUUCUCGCAGCCGCUGGGCUACGGCCACUCGCCGCACGUGCACCCCAAGCACAAGGGACUACCCACCAACAGCAAGACGGAGGUCACUGUCUGAACAUGGGGAUGAAUGGCUGAAUAGCCAGAAGAGGAAACCAAGUGGAGUUUUAGGCGACUUUCAAAGAAAUGCUCCGAUAUCUUUUAUAUCCACAGCCGUAAAUGGCGAGAGGGGAGAAAGCAAAAUAUCGUGUAUAAUCAUUUUUUUUUUUAACAUCUUCCUCAUCGUUGUUGACAACAAUAAUAAGAACAUGAGUGAUAUUUCUGUACUUUUUAAGACCACUGGAUCAAAACAGCAGCAGCAGAUUAGCUGUGAAGGUGGCGGAUCGGCAGGAGCUGGCUUUGAACGCAGCCACUCACACUAAAUAAUUGAGUAGCCUCUCAGUGUGUUGGCACAGCUCUCUCCUCCUUCUCCUCUCAACCUCCUCUCACCUCAAUGACACUCUGCACUGCUCUGUAGCACCACUCCAAUGCGCACAAAUGUUCAAAUCUCACACACAGACACUAUUUACCCCAAAGACUAGCCCAGACGCACUCUGCCCACUUUUUCGGAGACUGUCAGAGAGGCUG
Molecule: messenger RNA, 3486 nt
Organism: Perca fluviatilis (European perch)
Lineage: Eukaryota; Metazoa; Chordata; Actinopteri; Perciformes; Percidae
Product: protein shisa-9
Exons: 6
Coding region: 1424-2977 (517 amino acids)
Biological process (GO): regulation of short-term neuronal synaptic plasticity; regulation of AMPA receptor activity
Cellular component (GO): dendritic spine membrane; AMPA glutamate receptor complex; postsynaptic density
Source: RefSeq, a predicted model, not a curated record